AUGGAUUCGCCACCAGCUAAAAAGUUUGCCGGAGGAUCCCGCUCUCCUAUUGAGAACCAUUCGAAUGCUGAGGAAGCGACACGAAAGGAGAAUAUUCCGCCUGUUGCAACAAAAAAAUCCGGAAGUGUAUUCAAGAAAUACGAGAAUUAUCUUGAAGAGAAAGCAAAGACGAUUCAUUUGCCGACUGCUGAGGAAUCGAAGCUUACUCCGCGCUUCCUCUUCGACGACUCUGUCCUCAUCGUGCACAUGUGUCACCCGUGUAGAGCUGUGAAUCGUGCCCUCCCCGCAAUCCAAGUUGAUGGCGAGUACCAGGAAAUGGCACUACGUCUAUGCAACAUUUGCUGCUCGACACUCAAGGCGAUGAAAACAAGCAAGUUCUUCAAACAUGAUUUACCCUGUGUUAAAAGAAAUUCUGCUGAAAAGUAA
Molecule: messenger RNA, 426 nt
Organism: Caenorhabditis remanei
Lineage: Eukaryota; Metazoa; Nematoda; Chromadorea; Rhabditida; Rhabditidae
Exons: 3
Coding region: 1-426 (141 amino acids)
Source: RefSeq, a predicted model, not a curated record